This is a messenger RNA of Endocarpon pusillum Z07020, 2073 nucleotides long. RefSeq lists its product as uncharacterized. Lineage: Eukaryota; Fungi; Ascomycota; Eurotiomycetes; Verrucariales; Verrucariaceae. Gene Ontology annotation, biological process: apoptotic process; negative regulation of toll-like receptor 9 signaling pathway. The record is from RefSeq and is a predicted model, not a curated record. The coding region runs from base 1 to 2073 and encodes 690 amino acids. The transcript has a single exon.
AUGGAUUCCCGAGAAUAUUCGGCCUCUCUCAAAAGAGGUUCAUCAAUUCCAGUGCCCAGGGAAGUCGAUGGUGGUACUGAUGAGAGAGCCGAACCCCGUCUCGAUAAAUCCGCACACAAUGACCACUUAGGAGAGCCAUUAACUAAACGUGAUAAAGCACGAGGUUUUGUACGAAAAGCUAGAGAAAAGGCCAUAGAUCUCGUCACUCCGAAUAACAAGGACACCCUCGAUCCUAAAGAUGAUAGGGCGGAAGAUGCAAUUGACCAAAUCGCUUGUGAUCCUGCGUUCAACCCUUCGCUCGUCUUGGAUCAAAGUCCUCCAAAGCUCACCAAAGCCGACCGCUCUACCGUGAAGUCGGAGUUGAAGUCGGUGGCCCAGAGCCUUGUUCAUCCUCGCCAGACUAUCCAAGGCAAGGCCACCAGAUCGGCCGCCGCCAAAAUUUCCAGAGCUCAACGCCCUUUUCUAUCUGCAGAGCAAGACAGAAAUCUCCUCGCAGCACAUGAUGAGCUGGACAGAUUGGCGUCAAGUAGAUCUUCUACACGUGCUCAGACUUCAGCCGAGAGUGGUGCUGAAUCAAGCGGGGAGGAGAAAGGCGCCAAACAGAAAGUCGAAAAGCUCGAGGAGCAGAGGUCUAGUUUGCAAGUGGCCUGGACGCUUGGAAGGCAUGUUGACAGAGUCAAAGUUGUGCAGGCUAGGGUUCCAGAGUCCCGUUCUUGGGAUAACUUCGUGGAGAAGACUCCCUCAGGAGAGCGAGGUCGUUUUCAAUGGGAGCGCUGGCUAGGCUAUCAAGCGCUCUACUAUACGCGUGGUUUCACUGCGCGCUACAUUGAUGACUUCGACGAACUUCCAUUUGACAUGGAGGAUCUCUCGAGGAUUGUUGAGCGCCUGGUACUUGUCAGUACUCCCUGGCAGGCUUGGCUCAUGUCGAUCCGCCAGAUCUACACUUGGGAAGACCCGAAACGUACGGGCAGGUGGUUCGCGUUAUUCUGUUGCUUGUGGUAUACCCAACAUAUCAUGGGGUUUGUCUUCGCAGACAUAAUCUACACUGUCCUUAAGAACAAGUUUCAUCCCAGUUCGGUUGAGUCGGUCCGAGAGUCAAUGAAGCGUGGUAUCGAUCGUGAAGCUCGAGCUCAGGCAUGGGGCGAGCUAGUGGAACAGCAUGGCCGUAAGGACUGGAUCGAGCCUUUGCUCGAUGAACUCGGACCAUACAUUCAGUUACAGCUCGGCGACUUGACGGACCUUCUAGAAGUUCUAGCAAACUUCUACAGGUGGAGGACGCCUUGGAAGACUGCCGAGACACUUUUCUUCUUCGGCUGCUGCCUGCUCAUCACCUUGCUGACUGAUAUGGCAUUCUGCAUGAAGGUUUUCUGGUUCAUCGUAGGCGGCUGGUUCUUCCUGUGUUUUCCCAUCGCUAGCAGAUACCCGAAAUAUCGAUACCUGGUGGAUCCGGCGAAAUGGAUGUUCUGGGACAUUCCAACGGAUGCGGAGUGGAGUAUCGAACUUCUGCAAAGGAAGACUUCAUUUCAGCAGAGACGGAUCGAUCGAAGACAACAAAAUAACGACCAUGGUAAUCCUGCGGACAGUGACAGUGAAACGUCAAACUCAGAAUAUGAAGAAGACCCGACUUUGCCACGCCAUAGCACUCCAGGUUUGGAAGCACCUCCUUACAACACCGAGACCUUCAAAUUCCGCGCCUACCAACGCAACACCCGAGGCCACCUCCUCCUCACCCGCAGCGGCAUCCGCUUCUCCUCCCGCUGCCGAUCUCAUUCCUGGUCAAUCCCCUACCGCCACCUCACCGAAAUGCGCAAAGCCAAGCCAGACGCCACAAUCAAAGCCACCACCCUCGGCACCGCCAGAGCCGGUCUCCAAUUCCUCACCACUACGACGGGCGAAGGAUCCCAAACCAACGAGCCAAUCACCAUCACCGUCCCUCGAGACCGGCGGGAUGAGAUCUUCAAUCUGGUUCUCGGCUGGAGCGGCUUGACGUGGCGCUCGGUGUGUAUGGAGAGACGGAGAGCGGAGAAGACUGCGGGAGGGAAGAUGAAGGAGCUUAGAGCGUUGCUGGUGUGA